AUAGAAUAUAAGAAUAUCCACUUUGUAAUGUCAAAAAAUAGUUGCCGUGCUUAGAAACGGGGAAUAUUGUUCACAUGAAGUUGUAAUGUCUGAAUAGAUGAAUCAGUGGACUAAAGUUAUUUUGAAUCAGUGCGUUAUUUUGAAAAGGUCACCUCACGUUAUUUUGAAGCAGUUAUCUCACGUUAUUUUGAAGAAGUGAACUUACGGUGUUAUAAAACAGUCAAGCUAUGCUAUUUUGAGGAAAUUGAGUACGAGUAAAAGGUAUGGACCAAAACUUCACAAGUGUUAUGAUGGUGAUAAUGUCACUGAUGUCAAUCGUCAUUGUCGUCAUCAACGUGACAUGUAUAUAUGUCAUUUUGGCAUCCACUCUCUUACGUCACAAAACUACUACCAUUUUGAUCGUUAGUUUAUUAUUUUUCCACCUCCUGCAAGGUUUGUUCGUCAUCCCGUUUUACACCGCCAAAAAAUCCAGCAUUUCAAACGAAACAGCCAAAAAAAUCAUCUGCGAUGGAUUUCGAUUCUCCUACAUGGUGACAUUUUACGGAGUAUGCGUGAAUGUGUUGCUAAUUAGUGUUGAUCGUUUUUUAGCAGUGAAACUUUUGACGUCUUACAAGUUGAUAGUGACGGAUCGACGUGUAAAAGCCGUAACUCUCGCCGUAUGGCUGUACAUGUUCCUUGUGUGCUUGAUACCUUUUAUCGAUAUACAACGAACCGAAUCGAACAAAACGACAGCGUGCAACUACAAUCAACCUCGAGAGUGGACAAUUUUUAUGUUGCUAUGCAACACAAUGCUAAGCUACAUCGUAAUUUCAUAUUGCUAUAGUUAUAUAUACGUCAAACUGAGUGUGUCUGAGAAUAAGACUCGUUCCAGUAGUAGCGAACCAAUGACAAAUCAACCAGAACAAAUUGAAAGACUCAGAGAUAGUGUUUACAGUGAAGAUGGAAGUCAGAGGGAUGACAGCUGUCGUAAAAUCAUCAAGCUGACAUUCAUUAUUGUCAUCGUGUAUGGCGUGACAUGGACACCGUCAAUUAUUUAUUACCUGCUCGUCAGCAUAUCGCCCUUUCUCUUCUCCCAAGACUAUUAUAACUCUACUACUGAAAGUUACGUUACAUUCUUUGUAAAGUUUGUGUCCUUUUUCGAUGCGAUUGGUGCGCCUGUUAUAUAUUGUUACUUCCAUACAGACUUUCGUCAUGAGUUUUUGACAGUCUGGGAGAAGUGUGUGGCAUGGUUCUCAGCACGGUCCAAUGAAGAGAAUGGAUUUGUUCAUGAGAAAACGCACCCUAGUAAAUGUCUCCCUGAUGUCUGAAUUUGUGUAAACACGAAGUUAGUAAUCUGUAUUUUUUAAAUAAUUCAUGAUGUAAUAAAAUAAAAAU
Messenger RNA from Hydractinia symbiolongicarpus, 1374 nucleotides. Its product is annotated as G-protein coupled receptor 52-like. Gene Ontology annotation, biological process: G protein-coupled receptor signaling pathway. Gene Ontology annotation, cellular component: membrane. NCBI's taxonomy places the organism in Eukaryota, Metazoa, Cnidaria, Hydrozoa, Anthoathecata, Hydractiniidae. The transcript has 2 exons. The record is from RefSeq and is a predicted model, not a curated record. Bases 264 to 1307 code for a protein of 347 amino acids. Gene Ontology annotation, molecular function: G protein-coupled receptor activity; peptide binding.